Synchiropus splendidus (mandarinfish) is the source of this 3357-nucleotide messenger RNA. RefSeq names its product sodium- and chloride-dependent GABA transporter 2-like. Bases 223 to 2073 code for a protein of 616 amino acids. NCBI's taxonomy places the organism in Eukaryota, Metazoa, Chordata, Actinopteri, Syngnathiformes, Callionymidae. The transcript has 15 exons. Gene Ontology annotation, cellular component: membrane. Gene Ontology annotation, biological process: sodium ion transmembrane transport. The record is from RefSeq and is a predicted model, not a curated record.
UUCUAUGAUGUCUUUCGUCACCUCAAAUCCAUUUAUGAUGAGUUAUAUUGCAAUGUCUAGCAUGAGGAGGAUAAAUGUCAUAAUCCAGCGCGGGGGAGGUUUGGAACGAGCGGUGCAUUUUGAUCUUAAAGAAUGUGGCGAAAGUGCUUUUUAUGCUUCCUUCCGUGCUCGUCAGGACGAGUCUUUGAGGCUUUGACAGGAGGAAACUGAUGGAUUCUAACGAUGAAACGAUACAAGGCUUUGUGUAUCUCUCUCCCGGAACCAGUGAUGGAUGAUGGCUCUCCUCCACUGCAAGGGGAUCCGCUGCUCAGCAAGGUCCCUGAAGCAAGCAUCCAGGGCCCCAAAGACAAGCUGCUAGCUCGUGGCAAGUGGGCUAGCAAAGCUGAGUUCCUGCUUGCAGUAGCCGGACAGAUUAUCGGUCUCGGCAAUGUUUGGAGGUUCCCUUACCUGUGCUACAAGAACGGAGGAGGCGCUUUCUUCGUUCCCUACCUGUUGUUCCUGGUGCUCUGUGGCAUUCCACUCUUCCUGCUGGAGACCUCACUGGGACAGUUCACAAGUCUUGGAGGUGUCAGUGCCUGGAGGAACAUCUGCCCUCUAUUUGGAGGGCUUGGAUACGCCAGUCAGGUCAUCAUCCUCCAUGGCUGUGUCUACUACAUCGUCAUCCUGGCCUGGGCAGUGCUGUAUCUGUGUCACAGCUUUCAGUCUGAGCUCCCCUGGUCGCACUGCAACAACACCUGGAACACAGAGUCUUGUUUCCAGUUCGACCAUCACAACUUGUCAGUCAACGUGAGCAGCCUUCCAGAGAAUUCCACCUCUUCGGUCAUGGAGUUUUGGGAACGAGAGGUGCUUCAUCUAGCAGAUAACGUUGAUACGCUGGGCCCAGUCAGUUGGAAGCUGGCCCUGUGUCUGGCUCUUGUUUGGGUGGUGUGUUACUUUUGCGUCUGGAAGGGCGUUAAGUCCACCGGAAAGGUUGUGUACCUGACUGCCACCUUCCCCUAUGUCAUGCUGUUUGUGCUGCUUGUCCGUGGAGCCACGCUGCCAGGAGCAGCCGAGGGUAUCGUCUACUACCUCAAACCCAACCACACACGGCUGGCUGACCCCCAUGUUUGGAUGGAUGCUGGCACCCAAGUCUUUUUUUCCUACGGCAUCUGCCUGGGGAGUCUGACUGCGCUGGGCAGUUACAACAAUUACAACAACAACUGCUACAAAGACUCAUUCCUGCUGUGCCUGUUGAACAGUUGCACUAGUUUCCUGGCAGGGUUUGCUAUCUUUUCGGUGUUGGGCUUCAUGGCCAAAGAGCAGCAAGUGGACAUCUCCACUGUGGCAGAAUCAGGUCCAGGUCUUGCCUUUAUUGCGUACCCCCGAGCAGUCGCCAUGAUGCCCUUUCCCCAGCUGUGGGCGGUUUGCUUCUUCCUGAUGAUCAUCAUGUUGGGUCUGGACACUCAGUUUGUGAGUCUUGAAGCCCUGAUGACCUCCGUGACCGACCUGUACCCCAACCUGAUCAGACGGGGCCACCGUCGUGAGCUGCUGCUGCUCUUCAUCUGCUUCACUUGCUUUCUGGUGGGACUGGUCAUGCUCACGCCAGGCGGCUUGUAUGUGUUCCAGGUGUACGACCACUUCUCCUGCAGCGGCGCCAGUCUGCUGCUGCUCUCCAUCUGCCAGUCAAUAGCGAUCGGCUGGAUAUAUGGAGCUGAACGGUUCUGUGCAAACAUCAGGGACAUGACGGGCCACAACCCUCUGCUGCUCUUCAGACUCUGCUGGAAAUACUUGACGCCGCUGGUGUGCACUGCCACCUUUGUGUUUUCCCUUCUGUUUUGGGCGCCUCUAAAAUUAGGAAAAGGUCUUGUCGCUCCGGCCUGGGCCACCGCGCUGGGCUGGAUCCUCACCUUCUCCUCUGUCUCUCUGCUGCCCAUCUGGGCCAUCUACGCUUAUCUCUCAACACCUGGAUCACCGAAGCAGCGCCUCCGAAGUCUGUGCAGCCCCACCAUUCUGCCCCCGCCGUACACAGAUGUGCCGCUCGAGAAGCUAUCAAAGACAGAGAAGGUCGACAUUAUCCAAGAUCGGACAACUUGAAAUCCCACCAUUGAAACUUGAGCUGCUGGGUGAACUUUUCCGUUUCAUCCUAUAUUGCAUCCCACGCUGUACAUGGGUCAUUUAUCACAAGUUUACAUUGUUAUGAUUGUGUCUGUGAAGGUUAUGUCAGGCGUACUUAAGAUCCUAGGUCGCCAGGGUUGGUAGCAGAUGAGCAGUUUACAAAUGCAGUCCCUUUUCUUUUUUAACUUUCUGAAACAAAGUUAUGUGAGUUAGACUGCUGGACAGUUGACAUGUUGUUUUCACCUCUAUCCUCCUCGACAGUUUGAUGUUAACGGUGUAGUCUAACUUGUAUUGUGUUAAAUACAGUCAGACCUUUUCUGAAGACGAGUGUUAUACAAAAGUUUUACUGCCUUUCUAUAUCUAAAUGCCUUACGGUGAUCAUAUCUGCUGUAGUCGGAGAAAUGUGAGAUUCAAUAUUUAAUACCUUACAGGCAUCAGUUUAAAAAGUGCUAAAUUAUUUGACAAAUAUAUCAAGUAUCAAAUUGUAAUCCGCUUUUUAGAUAUAUUUUGGAUUAAAAUUAGUUUCAAUGUUCUUUAAAUAUGUAGUAUGUGGUAAUUGAACAACAACAAUUUAAUUUAACAAUUUACAAUUGAUAGUUUACAAUUGAGUGAAGUACAUUUACUGAAAAAAAACCACCUUGGUUCCAAACAUUUGAAUUACUUAAAUCAAAUCUAUUACAGCUCAUAAGGAAGCCGAUGACAUCUGUUUACAUUUUCUAAAUCCACAUCCAUUGUUGUGUUUGUCUCCCUCAUCUUCUGUGUGUACAGUACUAUGGCUUCUGCAGUGCAGCCGGAGUGACUGACCACUGUCGUCUUUCUCUAUAGGGUUUACCUGUGUUUUAUAUGAAUGAAUUCACUCAUAGAGCAACCUCAUCUCCAAACCACACAUGCACAACAUUUUUAUAACAUUUUUAUUUCCAAUAAAGUCUGCCUUUGAGAUACUUGUGUAUCAAACAAAAGUGGUUUCAUAUUGUUGUGAAGAGGUGAGAACGGCAAGUCGGCCUCCUCCACCUUUGCUCAUAACAAACUGGGGGCUUUUCUACUCAGGGACACGUGUCAAACCCGAGGCUCUGGGACCAAAUCCAGCCCGCAAAGAAUCUGAUGUGGCCUUCAAGGGACAGAAACGACUGGAUCUGACACUAUUUUGUGAGGGAUGCAUGUGUUUGCAUUACUUUGUCGCCACCUGAAUCCAACAACUUUUGAAAACGUGUAUGAGAACUCAUGCUGCUGGUACCUCAUUAAACUGAACACCGGAGUUAUGCU